GGACGCCGCCGGGCCGUGGGUCGGGCCCAGUGUCAGCAGCCUAGCAGGCGCUCGUGGGGGACAUGGCGGGCUGUGUCGCCCGGCGGGCCCUGGCCGUGGGCAGCCGCUGGUGGUCCCGGUCGCUGACCGGGGCCCGGGGGCCAAGGCAGCUCUGUGCGGCGGGUGGAGCUGGGCCCUUCCUCUCUGCGGUGACCACGACGCGGAGGCACCUCUCGUCCCGAAACCGACCAGAGGGCAAAGUGUUGGAGACAGUUGGUGUGUUUGAGGUGCCAAAACAGAAUGGAAAAUAUGAGACUGGGCAGCUUUUCCUUCAUAGUGUUUUUGGCUACCGAGGUGUCGUCCUAUUUCCCUGGCAGGCCAGACUGUAUGACCGGGAUGUGGCCUCUGCAGCUCCAGAAAAAGCAGAGAAUCCUGCUGGCCACGGCUCCAAGGAGGUGAAAGGCAAAACGCACACUUACUAUCAGGUGCUGAUUGAUGCCCGAGACUGUCCACAUAUAUCUCAGAGAUCUCAGACAGAAGCUGUGACUUUCUUGGCUAACCACGAUGACAGCCGGGCCCUGUACGCCAUACCAGGCCUGGACUACGUCAGCCAUGAAGACAUCCUCCCCUACACCUCCACUGACCAGGUUCCCAUCCAGCACGAGCUCUUUGAAAGAUUUCUUCUCUAUGACCAGACAAAAGCGCCCCCUUUUGUGGCUCGGGAGACACUGCGGGCCUGGCAAGAGAAGAAUCACCCCUGGCUGGAGCUCUCCGAUGUCCACCGGGAAACAACCGAGAACAUCCGCGUCACUGUCAUCCCCUUCUACAUGGGCAUGAGGGAAGCCCAGAAUUCCCACGUCUACUGGUGGCGCUACUGUAUCCGCUUGGAGAACCUUGACAGUGACGUGGUACAGCUCCGGGAGCGACACUGGAGGAUAUUCAGUCUGUCUGGCACCUUGGAGACAGUGCGAGGCCGAGGGGUGGUGGGCAGGGAGCCAGUGUUGUCCAAGGAGCAGCCUGCGUUCCAGUACAGCAGCCAUGUCUCCCUGCAAGCUUCCAGUGGGCACAUGUGGGGUACGUUCCGCUUCGAGAGGCCUGAUGGCUCCCACUUUGAUGUCCGGAUCCCUCCCUUCUCCCUGGAAAGCAAUAAAGAUGAGAAGACGCCACCCUCAGGCCUUCAUUGGUAGGCCAGCCGAGACCCUGAAUGGCCAGGCUCAGUCCCUGAAGAACAGCUCUCGUCCCAUAAUUGCAGAACUCUCCAUCCUGGGACGCAGUGGGUCUCUUAAUCGUUUGCGCCAUUUGAAUAUGAGGUUCUUUUUUUGGUGGGUGGGCUAUAACUGUUUUCUCCAGAAGAUCCAUCUAGGACUCCUCCAAGGCUGGCUUACCCUGUAAGCCCUGCCCACACUGCGUUCCAGUAGACCUUUCCACCAGGAACUCUGUGGUCAGCUGCCAGAGGUGUGGAGUUAUUUCCUGGCCUGUUUGGAAUGUGAGAUUUGGGCAAUAAAGCAGUGCGCACUUGGC
Molecule: messenger RNA, 1500 nt
Organism: Pteronotus mesoamericanus
Lineage: Eukaryota; Metazoa; Chordata; Mammalia; Chiroptera; Mormoopidae
Gene: POLDIP2
Product: DNA polymerase delta interacting protein 2
Exons: 11
Coding region: 63-1166 (367 amino acids)
Biological process (GO): error-free translesion synthesis
Cellular component (GO): mitochondrial nucleoid; nucleus
Molecular function (GO): DNA binding
Source: RefSeq, a predicted model, not a curated record